AUGGCGAACGAUAUGUUGAUCAAUGGCGAUGAUGACUCGCUUCUUCAUGUUCCUACUAGCAUGAUUUGGGUCUGCGGUCGAUGGACCCUGAUAUUUCAUACCGACAUGGAGUCCCAUGAUCCUGCGGAAGUUCGGUCUAGCUUCCUCAAUGUGUUGCAUUUGCUUGAUUUUACCAUAUUCUACCCGAACUGCCACAACUUUCCAUUCUUCACACUGGAACAGGAUGGGACUUUCCAGCCACUCGUUGCGGACUUCCAAUACGUUGCGCCUAACCACCUCUUGGUUAUAGUUCCAGGACGCCAGCAUGACUGGCUUAUCGAAAUUCCAGAAUCUCCUCUACGCCCCGUCACCUCCUUAUCCCUGUCUAUGUUCAACGCCUCGGUUCCCGAUGACAACAACACAUCCGUGGGCUUGAGCAACGUACUUGAUCCUCUACUCCUUGAGGGUACUCAUGGUCAGCAUGCUCUGCCUGAGGCUGACGUCUCUGAUGCCUCCUUGGUUUGCUUCAAGACCUGGGGAGCGGUUCAAGACGCUCUGGGAGACGAUGAUUCUAUGAUAGAGCAUGACAAGCUUGGUCUAGACUCUUAUUGGCCAACUGAUAGUCUCAUGGGUCAGCAAUCCAUCGAACUCCCUGAGUGUCCACCCUCGACACCAGUUCGACUCGGUUCUCCCGAGACCGUUUAUUCAGAAUCACCUCCCAGCGAUGUUUCUCUGGAGCAAUGUAUAGAAAAGCUCAGACAGGCACGUACGUGGCCUUCUAUCGGCUCAUGGGGCCGCGGUGGUCGCCGCCUCAGGCCCAGCUGUGUGUCCAAGAAGUGCAUCAUGCCCCGCCCGCCAGCCAGGGGCCGUUUCGAAGUCUCCCGGGAGGAUCGAUUCCUGGUCCCCUUUGACAGGGACCUUCGUGAUGAGUUGCUCAUCCGUGGCCGUGCAAUGGGCUUCUCCUACUCCGAGAUCAAGGAGAGCGCUUGUAUGCCCGACGCCCUGACGACACUGCGUGGCCGGUAUAACUUUCUCCUGCGCAAGAUGGCACAAGAGGAGCUGAAGAAGAAGAAGAAGAGAGAGAAUAAGAAGGAUUUUGAUGGCAAGAACAAAGAGUGA
Molecule: messenger RNA, 1098 nt
Organism: Clonostachys solani
Lineage: Eukaryota; Fungi; Ascomycota; Sordariomycetes; Hypocreales; Bionectriaceae
Source: the annotation of a GenBank genome assembly